AUGUUUGCGCAACAGUGGAGCACCCGCAAGCGUGGAAGGGAGGAUGAGGAGAAUGGCGUCGCAGGCUUCAGCGAGCACCGCAGCAAACGUCGAAUCGCUUCUCUUCCGCAUCGAACGUCUCCCAACCUUACUCGUCAUGUAUCUCCGCCCAUCGUAUUCUGUACAAACUACACCACUGACCCCACGCCUCCGACGAUAACCCCAUCCGACUCUGACUCCGAAGAUAAGACUGCCAUCGAGGAACCACGAUCGGUAUUCUCGCCUUAUUCCUCUUCUCCAGCAUAUCCGCACACCCAGAGUUUUCCGUCCACCCCCCGCAGCCCUCAGAAGAGCCAGCUAUCAGAUGCGGCCAUGUACUCUGACGAUUUUGAGAUGACGGAUACUGCGCACCUUUCGCCGGGACCCCUUCACAAAGAUUCGCCGACUGGUGUAACCGCGCGCAUUCCGACGCCAAUCCACAGCUCAUUCUCUCCUUUCAUCCGAUCCGAAAAAGCUUCGAUUCAUCAUGAUGUUGAUUUCGCCGAUGACGAGGGGAUUGUUGAGCGAUUCAGGAGAGGUCGACGACUACCAAGCCCGAUUAGUGAGACCGAGAUAAGCCCAGCCGUGAUUGUUGACGGCAUGGGAGAUAUGCAAAUGGAGGUUGAUACUUCCUCCCAACUGGAGAAGGAGACACCAACGAAGAAAGGUCAUACGCGCUCAAAGCAUAGCUUAAGGCAGUGGACGGGCUUCGGUGGGGAGAUGGGCGGCAAUAGCGGGAUGAAGAAGAGCUUCAGCAUGGGAUACAGAGCUGAUUGCGAGAAAUGCAGACUGAAGGUUCCAGGCCACUUCAGUCAUAUCAUCACAUAUUAA
Molecule: messenger RNA, 849 nt
Organism: Venustampulla echinocandica
Lineage: Eukaryota; Fungi; Ascomycota; Leotiomycetes; Helotiales; Pleuroascaceae
Exons: 2
Coding region: 1-849 (282 amino acids)
Source: RefSeq, a predicted model, not a curated record